This is a messenger RNA of Daucus carota subsp. sativus, 2093 nucleotides long. Its product is annotated as LRR receptor-like serine/threonine-protein kinase FEI 1. The record is from RefSeq and is a predicted model, not a curated record. The transcript is spliced from 13 exons. Gene Ontology annotation, biological process: protein phosphorylation. Gene Ontology annotation, molecular function: protein binding; ATP binding; protein kinase activity. NCBI's taxonomy places the organism in Eukaryota, Viridiplantae, Streptophyta, Magnoliopsida, Apiales, Apiaceae. Bases 152 to 1963 code for a protein of 603 amino acids.
ACCCACCCUAAAACCCCACCAUUAAAAACCCUGCUUUGAAAUUUUAAAGCUCCAAUUUUUAUCUUCUUUAUUCAAGAUUUGCAAAGUAGAAGCCCUCAUAAGAACCCUAAAUAGCUUGGUUUGUGUAAAGAUUGCUCUUUUCUUUCAAGAAAUGAAGAUGGGUGGUCUAAAAUGGAUCUUUACAGCACUUAUUGGAGCAGCCCUUUUCUCCAUUUCUUCUCUUGCUCUUACACAAGAUGGUAUCACGUUACUGGAUUUGAAAAGCACACUAAAUGACAGUAAUAAUUUUCUUAGCAACUGGAAAAUUACUGAUGAAUCUCCUUGUGGGUGGACUGGUAUUUCUUGCUAUCCCAACAGCCAAACAGUUCGCAUGAUAAAUUUGCCUUAUAUGCAGCUUGGAGGAUUCAUAUCUCCAGUCAUUGCCAAAUUAAACAGACUUCAGAGGCUGGCACUGCACCAAAACAGCUUACAUGGUCUCAUUCCUAAAGAAAUUGCGAAAUGUUCAGAACUUCGAGCCCUGUAUUUGAGGGGUAAUUAUCUCCAAGGAAGCAUUCCGGCAGAUCUUGGAAACCUUUCAUCCCUUACCAUUUUAGAUUUAUCAAGCAAUUCACUUAAUGGUGCAAUACCUUCAUCUCUUGGCCAUCUCACACGUCUUCGAAGUCUGAAUCUAUCUACAAACUUCUUUUCGGGUGAAAUUCCAGAUGUUGGAGUUCUGAGCAAGUUCAGAAACACUUCGUUUAUCGGCAAUUUAGAUCUCUGUGGACGACAAGUAAACAAGCCAUGUCACACUUCAUUGGGUUUCCCUGUGGUGUUGCCGCAUGCUGAGAGUGAUGAAGUUGCUGCAGUUCCUAGUAAGGGAUCAUCUCAUUAUGUCAAAGGAGCUCUGAUUGGAGUAAUGUCAGCAGUGAGUGUUGCUCUUCUUGUGCUGCUUGUUUUCCUUUGGGUUCGAUUACUAUCCAAGAAGGAGAGGGAUGCCAAAAAAUACAAAGAAGUUUAUAAACAGACUCGCAAGGAGACAGGCACCAAGCUUAUUACCUUCCACGGCGAUCUUCCAUAUCCUUCUUGUGAAAUUAUAGAAAAGCUUGAAUCUCUAACAGAAGAAGAUGUUGUCGGAUCUGGAGGAUAUGGCACUGUCUAUCGGAUGGUUAUGAAUGAUUGUGGGGUAUUUGCUGUCAAAAAAAUUGAUCAAAAUCGUGAAGGUUGUGACCGUGAUUUUGAGAGGGAAUUGGAGAUCUUAGGUAGUGUGAAACACAUGAAUCUAGUCAAUCUUAGAGGUUAUUGCAGGCUCCCUAUUGCAAAGCUUUUCAUCUAUGACUACAUGGCAAUGGGAAGCUUAGACGAGAUCUUGCACGAACAUGGUGAAGACCGAUCCUUGAAUUGGAAUGCUCGUUUACGUAUAGCCCUCGGUUCUGCUCGAGGCUUGGCAUACUUGCACCAUGAUUGUUUUCCAAAAAUAAUCCAUCGUGACAUUAAGUCAAGUAACAUACUCCUUGAUGAUAAUCUAGAGCCUCGUGUUUCAGACUUUGGGCUUGCCAAACUUUUAGUUGAUGAAAGCUCUCAUGCCACUACUGUAGUUGCUGGUACUUUUGGGUAUUUGGCCCCAGAGUAUCUGCAAAGUGGAAUGGUAACCGAGAAGUCUGAUGUUUAUAGCUUUGGAGUUCUCUUGUUAGAGCUUGUAACCGGAAGGAGACCUACUGACCCAACAUUUGUAAAGCAAGGCCUAAACGUUGUUGGCUGGAUGAAUGUCCUGGUCAGAGAAAAUAGAGUGGAAGACAUAGUAGACAAACGGUGCAUGGAUGCAGAUGUAGAAACUGUAGAAGCAAUCCUGGAAGUCGCUGCUAGGUGUACGGAUGCAGACCCUGAUGAACGACCCACAAUGGAACAAGUGCUACAGUUGCUAGAGCAGGAGGUCAUGUCUUCUUGCCCAAGUGAAUUUUUCGAGUCCCUCUCAGACUAUCCCUGAUUUACAAAAUGAUGUUAUCGGUGCAAAUGUGGUAUGAUGUUGAUGUGCUUGUCUGGUAGUUAUGGCUACCUGUAAAUUAUACUGUAGUUUUAGAACUUUGAGUUUGCAUGAUCUUGCACAAUUUUCUUCA